GGCGCUUCCCCUCCAGCCUCAGCCCCCGUGGGGCGGCCCAGGCUCGCAGCACGGAGCUUCUCUCAGUUUCGCUCCGAUCUUUCGGCGCCCCGCUUCUCUCCCUACUGCUGCCCAGCCGGGAACGGAGGGAGAGGAGCGUGCCGGGCGGUGCGGCGGCUCCUUCUCGGCAUGUCAGCGGCUGCCCCGCAGCCACCAUCUCGGGGUGCGGAGAAGAGGAAUGGUGGGGCCUGGUUACUGGAAGAGAACCAUCGGGAACCGUUCCUGCUUCCUUCCGGCCAAGUAACUGAAGCUUCCCGGGAAAGUGGCUCCGCCGAGGGUUUGCAGUCGCAACGACAGCAAGAGGACGACGAGGACAACGACAAGUGGCAACGGGGGAGGCCGCAGCCGUGUCAUGUGGUCGAGGCACCCCCGCCUAAAGAGAAUCCCUGGACGCGUCGAAAGCCUCCCCCCAACUCCGGUAGUAGUUUAUCUCCUCCCAACGCUUCGUCGGGCGGCGAGUUAACUUCGCAGGAUCCGGAACUGCAGUGUUCUACUAAAGUCAUAAAAGCAGGAAAGUUGAAGAUAAAGAAACCCAGUAAGGCAUAUUAUUUCAAUGAUGCAACAAAUUGGCCAACACCAAGUGAAAUUGCAAGCUCUGAGUGUAAAAAUGUAAGUAAUCAGAAUAAAAAAGCUCCAAUAAAAAAAGAGAAAGAAGAAAAAAAUGAAAAGAAAAAUGCCAAUAAAAUAAAGGAAAAUGUAGAGAUAAAUCCAGAUAUUCAUGGAGAAAAUGUUAGUGAAGAUGAGGGUCCGAUUAACAAUCAAAAGAAAAAAGGUAAUAAGCAUAAAUGGGUACCACUUCAUUUAGAUGAUAUGAAGCCAGAUAACCAAGAAAGGCCAGGAUCUCAGAACAGUUCAAGAUCCCAGCCAGAAACCAGCAAGCUUGUGCCUCACAACAACAGACGCAAUGAGGCAAGAACUAGCUGGCGAAGGGAUCGGGAAAAGCGAGAAGAUCAUGAUGAAGUUUCGAGUGUGAGAAGUGAAGGUGGCAGCGUUAGAGGAUUUUACAGAGGACGAGGGAGAGGCAGGGGAAGAGGAAGAGGACGUGGAAGAGGAAAUCCUCGAAUGAACCAUGACUAUUCGUGUGGCUACCGAGAACAGUAUAGUGAAAGGACUGAUCAGCCAUUUCAGCCAGAUCUUAGCACUAAUAUGAUGUAUUAUUAUGAUGAUGGGACAGGAGUGCAGAUGUAUUCUGUGGAUGAAACAUUGCUUAAAGAAUACAUUAAACGCCAAAUCGAGUAUUAUUUUAGUGUAGAAAACCUGGAAAGAGACUUCUUCUUGAGAAGGAAGAUGGACCAGCAAGGAUUCUUGCCUAUAUCUUUGAUUGCAAGCUUCCAUCGUGUGCAAGCUCUCACUACAAAUGUAAACUUAAUAUUAGAGGCCUUAAAGGACAGUACUGAAAUAGAAAUAGUAGAACAGAAGAUGAGGAAAAGGAUAGAACCAGAAAAAUGGCCAAUUCCAGGUCCCUCUCCACGUAGUCUUCCACACACGGACUUUUCUCAGCUUAUUAACUGUCCAGAGUUCAUACCAGGGCAGAUUUUUGGUUCACAUACGGAAUCUGCACCAAGUUCUCCAAGAAUAGGAAGUCUAAAUACUAAGAAAAGCAUUGAAACAAGCAAUCUUGAAGUAAUAUCCAAAGCAUUAUCUACAAGUCUCCCAGAUUUGGAUUCUGAACCUUGGAUAGAAGUUAAAAAAAGACAUCGUCCCUCCUUAGUUAAGCCAAAGGAAUCUGGGUCUGGACGUGAAGAAUUGACAAAUCAACAACUGCCACCACCAUGUUCUGAAGAACAGGAAGAACUUGAUUUUUUGUUUGACGAAGAGAUGGAACAAAUAGAAGGCAGGAAGAAUACAUUCACAGAAUGGUCAGAAAGUGAUUCAGAUUAUGAAAUUGAUGAUCAAGAUUUAAAUAAGAUUUUGAUUGUGACACAGACCCCACCGUAUAUGAGAAAACAUCCUGGAGGAGAUAGAACUGGCAACCAUGUAUCACGUGCAAAAAUUACAUCAGAACUUGCCAAAGUUAUUAACGAUGGAUUAUACUACUAUGAACAGGAUUUGUGGAUGGAGCAAAGUGAAAAUGAUUGUAUUGCUAUGAAGCAAGAAGUUGAAAAUUUUAAGAAGUUACAUCUCAUCAGCAAAGAAGAAUUUGACAGCCUUACUCCUGAAUAUGUAAUGGAUUCAAAUCAGGAUGAUCCUCCUGGUCCUUCAAAAGAUGUUACUGAAGAACUGGCUUGUCAACUGUUUGGUGUCCAGGAAAUACCUCCAACAACAAUGGCUCGCUCACUGCCAACAGCUGUUCCUGAAUCUCCUGGAGUUCACCCUACCAGAACACCUAAAACACCUCGUACACCAAGACUGCAAGAUCCUAACAAAACACCAAGAUUCUAUCCUGUGGUUAAAGAAGCAAGAAUUAUUGAUGUUGGGACACGAAGGAAAAGAAAAACACGGCAUAGUACCAACCCUCCAUUAGAAAGUCAUGUUGGCUGGGUAAUGGAUUCCAAGGAUCAUAGACCAAGAACAUCUUCCAUAAGCAGUUCAAACGCAUCACCACUAGAAGGUGCUCCGCUGUCAGGAAGUUACGGAUGUACCCCUCAUUCACUUCCUAAAUUUCAACAUCCUUCUCAUGAACUUCUGAAGGAAAAUGGUUUUACUCAGCAAGUGUACCAUAAAUACCGCCGUAGAUGCCUAAAUGAAAGGAAACGGUUGGGAAUUGGCCAGUCUCAAGAAAUGAAUACACUCUUUCGUUUUUGGUCCUUUUUUCUCAGAGACCACUUUAAUAAGAAAAUGUAUGAAGAAUUCAGGCAACUAGCUCUAGAUGAUGCAAAAGAACAUUAUAGGUAUGGCCUGGAAUGCUUGUUCCGUUUUUAUAGUUAUGGGCUGGAAAAGAAGUUCAGGCAAGAGAUCUUCAAAGAUUUCCAAGAAGAAACAAAAAGAGAUUAUGAAUCUGGCCAACUUUAUGGGCUAGAAAAAUUUUGGGCUUAUCUGAAGUAUUCACAGUCUAAAACUCCACCUAUUGAUCCCAAACUUCAGGAAUACCUAUGCAAUUUUAAAAGAUUGGAAGAUUUCAGAGUUGAUCCUCCGAUUAAUGAAGAAUCUGGGAGAAAAAGGCAUUUACCUGGUGAGGAAAGUGAUCAUCGCAGACAUCAAUCCAACACUGCUUCCAAGAUCCUUGCUGCAUCAGAAGGCCAUGAUCUGAAACAGCAGGGUUAGCCCAAGCAAUAGGGAAGGCUUCUGGAACUUUGUCACAAGGAAGCCAGGGCUGCAGGAUCGUUUUUUAUCUACUUUCUAGGUAAAUGUGAUAGUUGUCAAACAAGAGUUAUAAAGCGACAAUGAAAACCAAA
Pantherophis guttatus is the source of this 3374-nucleotide messenger RNA. RefSeq names its product La ribonucleoprotein 1B (gene LARP1B). Gene Ontology annotation, biological process: mRNA stabilization; positive regulation of translation. The record is from RefSeq and is a predicted model, not a curated record. Lineage: Eukaryota; Metazoa; Chordata; Lepidosauria; Squamata; Colubridae. Gene Ontology annotation, molecular function: RNA cap binding. Gene Ontology annotation, cellular component: cytoplasmic stress granule; cytosol.